AUGGCUAGUUCGCAUUUGGACGAAGGAGUUAAUAAGAAGGGUCAUAGUUCUGAAGGACACGCAGGAGGAGGACGAGGAGAGCCUGGGGCGAACUUGGCUGGGGGUUUUUUGGGCGGAGAGGCUAAGAAGCAGAGUCAAGGAGCAGAAGGAAGAGGAGGAGGAGGAAUGGGGCUGGCCAGUGGGUUUCCGGCCGGGCCAGGGGCUAAGAAGGAGAGUCAUGGAGGAGGAGGAGGAUUGAUGGGGAUGGCCAGUGGGUUUUCGGCCGGGCCAGGGCAUAAUCAGAGUGGAAUAGCCCAGCAGUAUGGGCAUAAGGGGAGUUCAACAUAUCAAGGGACCCCGCAGUAUGGAGGUCAGAACCCAACAUAUCAAGUGAACGCGCAGCAAAACUUCGGACAGUACGGCGCCCCACCACCGCAUAGCGCUCCAGGCGCAGAUCUACCACCGUCACAGCAGCAUUAUGGUCAGGAGGCCCAGCAGUUCGGGGAGCAGCAGUUCGCGCAGCAGCAGUAUGGAGCGCCACCUGCUGGGCGGCCCCCGAAGAGACAGUAG
Venustampulla echinocandica is the source of this 549-nucleotide messenger RNA. RefSeq lists its product as uncharacterized. The record is from RefSeq and is a predicted model, not a curated record. Lineage: Eukaryota; Fungi; Ascomycota; Leotiomycetes; Helotiales; Pleuroascaceae. The transcript has 5 exons. The coding region runs from base 1 to 549 and encodes 182 amino acids.